UUGAAGGGGGGGAGCUUCCUUGCCUCUGAACCCUUGUUUUGCCAAAGCCCUGAAAGUCAUUUCUGGUGAGGACCAUGUCCCCGUUGCCACCUUUCCUUCUCCUGUGUGUGGUUACAGCAUCUUAUGCAGAGACUGUAACCGAAGAUGCUCCCAGUACCUGCCCUGUGAUUGCCUGUAGUUCUCCGGGCCUGAAUGGUUUCCCAGGCAAAGAUGGACGUGACGGUGCCAAGGGAGAAAAGGGAGAGCCAGGUCAAGGGCUCAGAGGCUUGCAGGGUCCUCCUGGAAAGGUAGGACCUGCAGGGCUCCCGGGGCUUCCUGGGCCAAAAGGAGCUGUGGGGCCAAAAGGAGACCGUGGAGAGAGAGUAGAAUAUGAUACUAGCAAAAUUGAUUCAGAAAUCGCAGCCCUGAAAUCGGAGCUGAGAAACAUAAGGAAGUGGGUGCUCUUCUCCCUGAGUGAAAAAGUUGGCAAGAAGUACUUUGUGAGCAGCGGGAAAAAGAGGAACUUUGAAGAAGCGAAGGCUCUGUGUUCCCAGUUUGGGGCCUCUAUGGCCACUCCCAGGAAUGCUGAGGAGAACCGAGCCAUCCAGAGUGUGGCCAAAGAUAUAGCCUACUUGGGCAUAACGGAUCGGGAGGUCGAAGACCAGUUUGUGGAUCUGGCAGGGAACAGAGUGCGCUACACUAACUGGAAUAGGGGUGAACCCAACGACACAGGGUCUGCGGAAGACUGUGUGGUGGUCCUGCUAAGCGGCUCGUGGAACGACGUCUCCUGUGCCGACACUUUUUUGGCAGUCUGUGAAUUCUCUGACUGAGGCUGUUUGUUUGUCAGGCCUCCUUAGACUCCAUAAGUUCACAAUUUGUUCUCAAAUAUAAAAUAUGUAGAAAUACAAACAAUUACACGUUACUUGCGUAAUUAUACUGUAACACUUUUUUGGGGGCGGGGGAUAGUAAUUUCUUGUGAAGAGGUAGAAAUAAAAUGACUUUAUUUUUCAUGUAUGACAAACACUUGUGCUCGGCUGAGUUCUCUUUUGGGUAAUGAUGUCACCCUAGCUAACUCUACAGUGUCUCAGCCUAGUCUCAGGUAUUUAAUAGAACAUUAAAUGAUGUGUAGAAUGUAAGUCUCAAGU
Messenger RNA from Acomys russatus (golden spiny mouse), 1124 nucleotides. RefSeq names its product mannose binding lectin 2 (gene Mbl2). NCBI's taxonomy places the organism in Eukaryota, Metazoa, Chordata, Mammalia, Rodentia, Muridae. Bases 75 to 809 code for a protein of 244 amino acids. Gene Ontology annotation, cellular component: rough endoplasmic reticulum; multivesicular body. Gene Ontology annotation, biological process: positive regulation of phagocytosis; surfactant homeostasis. The record is from RefSeq and is a predicted model, not a curated record. The transcript is spliced from 5 exons.